Molecule: messenger RNA, 2399 nt
Organism: Branchiostoma belcheri (Belcher's lancelet)
Lineage: Eukaryota; Metazoa; Chordata; Leptocardii; Amphioxiformes; Branchiostomatidae
Product: cytochrome b5 reductase 4-like
Exons: 6
Coding region: 303-2336 (677 amino acids)
Biological process (GO): generation of precursor metabolites and energy; superoxide metabolic process
Cellular component (GO): endoplasmic reticulum
Molecular function (GO): oxidoreductase activity
Source: RefSeq, a predicted model, not a curated record
CCUCCCCCAGAUAUUUACUACUAAAAGAACUAGCGGGAAAAAGCUCAAAUAUUUGCGGAAAUAACGUUUAGAUGCGGAUUUAGUGAUAUUUUGAAGGUUCGUAAGCUUCUUAGGAGUGUUUUGGACCUUGUUUAGAGCUCUUGGCUUGUGAAAAAGUGGUUAGAUCGGUGAUUUUGUGCCCGGAAGUUGAGCGGUCAGCGAUGGUGCCCACCCCGCCGAAACUACAGAAGGAGAAGCGGUUGAGCCCGUCCCUGGGAUCGGCGGGACAAGAGACAGCGCCCGAGGUCUUCUGAGGUCAGCCAAUGGGCUGCGGACGUGUCGGCUGUACCGUAACCUUGGCAACAAACGACGUAACUAACGACAACAUGAGCGGAAACCUGGGUGUACCGCAGUUCCCGGCACCUUCGUCCGCUCAGCGCGUGGGAGGGGGGCGUAACAAGGUUGCGCUGAAGCCGGGAAGGUCGCUCAUGGACUGGAUACGGCUCUCGAAGUCGCGCGACCUUUCCGGGACCGGGGGUCGUUUGCAUAACGUCACGCCCGAGGAGCUAGCGAAACAUGAUACUGAGAGCGACGCUUGGACGGUGAUUCGCGGGAAGGUGUACAACGUGACUGCAUACGCGGAAUAUCACCCCGGUGGGGCGGAAGAGCUCAUGCGAGCCGCGGGGAGGGACGGGACGGAUCUUUUCAACGAGGUUCACCGGUGGGUCAACUACGAAUCGAUGCUGGAAAGCUGCCUGGUCGGACGACUACGAACAACGCUUCACGUUUCACCAAAUGCAGGAACACCGAAGCGAAAACCACCCAAAGUACAGACGGGAUUUCUGAAACCUCCACUUCCCGCAAACCUGACUCUUCCCAAACCACCAGGCGCUGCUUUUGAAGAGAAACUCAAAGAAAACUCUGAUGGGAGACCAGUAACAUCUGUAACACCAAGUGAGCAGCAGAAACUGGAAAACACCGGUGGGAGACCUGUCAGUUCUGCUGAUACCGUGGACAAUCCCUGGCCGACAAACCCAGAACUUACGAAACCAUCCCUUCCCUAUCCUUCUGCACAGGAAACAGCAGUACCCACCGACAAGACUGAUACUGUGGACAGUUCGGGUGUUCCUGUGCUAACUGUUGAGAGUCCUGUCCUUCCUGUACCGACUGUUGCGAGGGAAUCUGUACAGGAAACAGGAUUACCCACCAACAAGAGUGAUACUGUGGACAGUUCGGGCGUUCCUGUGCUAACAGUUGACAACUCUGUCCUUCCUGUGCUGACUGUUGCGAGGGAGUCGGUACGCUACGACUGGUUCCAGAGCGACAAACACAUCACCGUGGUCGUCUACACGAAGCGGAAGGGCCUGACUCGCGAGAACGUCACUCUGGACAAAACUGGCCGCAAAUUCGAACUCCGCCUUUUCCUGGGCCACCAACAGCUGUAUCAAGUCCACCUGGAGUUAGAGGAAGAAGUUACCGAUGAGUUUAAUGUAACGUUUGGAGCGUCAGGGUCUAAACUCGACGUCAAGCUGACGAAAGUUACUGCAGGAAGGAAGUGGAGAAGGUUGGGGAGUCCUCUAGAUCAGGACGGAAGGUUAGUUGGUACAGAGGACUGUGAGCGGAGGUACCGGACAUGUACGGUCGAGUCUCGAGCGGAGGUGACCUAUGACACGACCCUGUACCGCGUACGACUGCCGCCGGGGUCGCGGAUGUGGGUCCCCGCGGGUCAUCACGUGUACGUGCGACGCCAAGUGUCGGGUUACGGACAGGUGUCACGGCCGUACACACCUGUACCUGCAUCACUCACCACACCUGCACAGGUGGACACACAGGGCACGGGCCUGAACCUCAUGAUCAAGGUGUACCCACAAGGUGUUCUCACACCUGCACUAGCCGAGCUGCAGCCUGGGGACCACCUGGACAUCAGCGACUACGACUCAACCCUCGCUCUCCCGCCAUUGGACGACAAAGCGUCCAUCGCCUUCCUAGUCGCCGGGACCGGUUUUACGCCUGUACCGGGACUUGUAACCCUCCUUCUUUCCCGCGACCAGAAAGACCAGAAAAUCACAAUUUUUUUCUUCAACAAACAGGAGAGAGACAUCCUGUGGCGCGAACAGCUCGAAAAACUGGAAGAACAGUACGCACAGAGGUUAAAGGUCAUCCACGUGCUGUCCGACCCCGGGUCGGAGUGGAGCGGGAGGUCGGGUCGGGUCAGGUCAGAGGUCGUGGAGGGCGACCUGCCUACGCCGGGACCGGUAACCAUGGCGAUGGUGUGCGGACCGGUGGCGUUUAACCAGGCAGCGGUGAAGGUCCUACGUGAGCUGGGAUAUCAGCAGGACAUGUACGAUGUGUUCUAGUUUACCCUCAGCCUGCUAAGGUAGCCACUUAGGCCUAGGAAAAAAAAUGUUUUGUUUCCUGUU